AUGAACCUCACCGAGGCGCAGGCCGAAAAAGUCCUAUCAACGUGGCGCAUCUCCCGCCUCGAGGACAUCCUCGGCCCCGAGCUGUCGCCGCGCUCGUGGAGCAACAACCUGCGCAAACACCUGUGCAUGCUCUGCCGCCUCGUCAACCUCGAGCAAGCCCGCAUCCUGCUGUCAAACGAAGUCACGGCCCGUCUGGCCAAUCGCACCCGCAAUAGGGGCAUCCGUCGCGAUCACUUGAGUGAUGUUGAUGUCAUGCGCGUUCUUGAUAGACAGCCAGUACUCACCCUCGCCGGCGGCGAACCAGGCAAUGAGGCGUCUGGACAGGGUGUCGGAAACCCCCGACUACACCCGCCCCUAUCCACCCGGACCGAGUCCGGACCUCUCCGCCGAUGCCUCAUCUUACCACCCAAGCCCCCGGACCCGCCGCGGAGGAGCGAGAGCAGCACGACCCCCAUGACCGACGACACAGAAGGCAUCACGGUAGUAGAGCGCCACAAGAGGAAACGGGAGAGCAUGAUGGCCGACCUCGAGGGCGAUAUCGAGAAGCUGGGCUACAGGGUCGACAUACAGCGGACAACGGUCAAGCUCCGCCAGCACGAGUAUGCUCAGGAGCAACGACACCUGGAGGCCGGCCGCGCCAAACUCGAGAGUCUCUCAUCGGGGGACGCCGUCGCCGCCCAGAUGGAGCAAUUUCAGGGUUUCCUCGCAGGCCUUGACGAUCUCGUUGCCAGAUACCCCGCCGUACUUCACGCGCACGACGACCACAGCGCCAACGACAUGGGUCGAGCCCUGGCAUCGCCGUCUCAGCCGCCGGAGGAGACAGACAUGGGUCUUCAACCCGGCAUGCUCUUCGACGCCCUGAAGAGGGCCGUCAGGGUCAAGAUGGGCUCGGCAGCACAUCAAACAGAACGGCUACAGGAUACCAGAAGGGUGGGUGAAAGAGAGCUCAGGGUGGCCCAGGCCGCCGUGGACGAGACGUUGGCAACACUGGAGCGUGCAAGGGAGGACCUUUCCAAGCUCGAGGAUGACCUCCACUUCUUGUCAAUUGAAAGGGAGCGUUUGAGCGACAGGGUUGGUUCUUGA
Molecule: messenger RNA, 1083 nt
Organism: Colletotrichum chrysophilum
Lineage: Eukaryota; Fungi; Ascomycota; Sordariomycetes; Glomerellales; Glomerellaceae
Exons: 3
Coding region: 1-1083 (360 amino acids)
Source: RefSeq, a predicted model, not a curated record